UGAAAGGGGGGGACAAAGUGGUACAAGAGAAGAACUCUGCAUAUGAAUGUUCUGCAGGUUUGUGCCAUUCAUUGACAACUUGAAACAUUUAAUUAAGUGAGUGGAAAUUGGGUGGCAUCAGGAGACACGGGGGCUUUGUUCCGGACCUGUACAAAGAGAAUGGCUCGGUUGAGGACGGUGUUCUUUUUCCAUUUGGCUUGCAGUGCUGCACUGAGUCAAGGUUUACUUUUAAAUGUUGGCUCAGCAAAUGUUGAAUCUCCCGGCACUUCGGCUAUACUUCACUCUCUCGGUUUACCUCAGCACACAGAAUAUGAGCUUGUAUCUCCGUACGAGGUCGACCACCAAGGUGUGUACGUCUCCCACGAGAUUACCCACCACCAGCGCAAACGACGACGCAGGUCAUUGUCUCCAGAUGCAUCCUCGUCAAACGCUGAUGGCGGCAGUGAAAUGACUUACUUCCGUGUGAGCGGCUUGGGGCAGGACUUCCACAUGGAGCUGAAGGAGACCUCGGAGAGCUUGAUUGCACCUGGCUUCACCAUACAGGUCCUGGGAAACAACGGCACCAAGAGCCUGAGGGCUUACCACCAGGAUGACCUCUGCUUUUACCAGGGGUCACUGAGGUUGAGGGUCAAUUCGUCUGUGGCGCUGUCUACAUGCACGGGGAUGACAGGUUUGAUCCGCACUCAGGAUGCAGACUACUUCCUGAGGCCAGUAUCCCGCCAGGUUGCCCAUGGAGAAAACUUCACGGCACCUUCCAGCCACCAGCCACACAUCCUGUACAAGAGUAACAGGGACACCCAGGCAGGGGACAGAGGCCAUCACCCUCGGGGGCUUCAGAAGAGAUCCCCAGAUUCGGCUCCUCACAAGUCAGAAAGGAGCUUAGCAACCAAAAGCCAAACCGACUCGCAGGCAGAUGAAGAAGACCUGCAGAGAAACCAGCAGAGUGAACCUCCCGGCAAUCAUGACAAACGUGAUGACCAGCAGGAGCAUCAUGCCGGAAGCAAUUACCAUAACAGCCAUUGGCAAGAUGAUGACUACACGCACAAGGACAGGCAGAGGCAGCACUUCUGCGGAAGACGGAAGAAAUACAUGCCCAAACCUCCAACGGAGGAUCUCUUCCUACUUCCAGAUGAGUACAAGUUCAUUCCCAGGAACAAGAGGGCAGUUUUCAUGAAGAACCAAAGUAACCAAAAGCUCAAUGUGGAAACUCUGGUGGUAGUAGACAGAAAGAUGAUGGACAACCAUGGCCAUGAGAACAUUACCACUUAUGUUCUAACUGUGCUCAAUAUGGUGUCCAGUCUCUUUAAAGACGGUACCAUAGGAGGAAGCAUCAACAUUGUAAUAGUGGGACUUGUGCUUCUAGAUGAGGAGCAGGAUGGACUGGUGAUCAGCCACCAUGCAGACCACACACUGAACAGUUUCUGCCAGUGGCAGUCCACUCUCGGAGGCCGAGAGGGUCAACGUCAUGACCACGCCAUUCUCCUCACAGGAUUCGACAUCUGCUCCUGGAAGAAUGAACCAUGUGACACUCUGGGUUUUGCUCCCAUAAGCGGCAUGUGCAGCAAGUACAGGAGCUGCACCAUUAAUGAGGACACAGGUCUAGGCUUGGCAUUCACCAUUGCACAUGAAUCUGGACACAAUUUUGGAAUGGUCCAUGAUGGUGAAGGAAACAUUUGCAAGAAAUCAGAAGGAAACAUCAUGUCUCCCACAUUAGCAGGGCACAAUGGUAUCUUCUCGUGGUCCGCAUGCAGCCGCCAGUACCUCAGCCGCUUUCUCAACUCUGCCCAGGCUUUGUGCCUAUCGGAUGAACCCCAAGGAGUCAAGGAGUAUCGUUACCCUGAGAAGCUGCCAGGCGAGCUCUACGAUGCAGACACACAAUGCAAAUGGCAGUUUGGUGAAAAGGCCAAGCUCUGCACCCUCGAUUUUAAGAAGGAUAUCUGCAAGGCUCUUUGGUGCCACCGUGUUGGGAGGAAGUGUGAGACCAAGUUCAUGCCAGCAGCGGAAGGCUCGGCUUGUGGACCUGACAUGUGGUGUCGAAGGGGCCAGUGUGUGAAACAGGGUGAUGAGGGCCCAAGGCCUCAGCAUGGCCAGUGGUCAGAGUGGUCUUCUUGGUCUGUCUGCUCACGAAGCUGUGAGAGUGGCGUCACCUAUCGUGAGAGGCACUGCAAUAACCCAAGACCUGCUUAUGGAGGAAAGUUCUGUGAAGGCUCCACCAGAUCAUAUAAGCUGUGCAAUACUCAGGAUUGUCCCCUGAAUGCCAUUGACUACAGAACGCAGCAAUGUGCUGAAUUUAACAGCAAGCAGUUCAGAGGAUGGCACUACACCUGGAGACCAUACACAAGAGUGGAUGAUCAGGAUAUAUGCAAGCUUUACUGCUUUGCUGAAGGUUAUGAUUUCUUCUUUGCUCUUGCAAGCAAAGUCAAGGAUGGGACACUGUGCUCUCGGGACAGUUCUAAUGUCUGUAUUGACGGCCUUUGUGAGAGAGUGGGCUGUGACCGUGUGCUGGGCUCCACGGCUGGGCUCGAUGUUUGCGGAGUGUGUAAAGGAGACAACUCCACCUGCAAGACCUACAAAGGCCAAUACACAAAGCAGCAUCAUUCUAACCAGUACUAUGGUGUGGUCAUCAUCCCAGCAGGUGCUCGGAGUAUCCGGGUUCUGGAGCUGAAUACGUCAAGCUCCUACUUGGCUGUCAGGGACACCCAGAGGCGCUACUUCUUGAAUGGACAUUGGACGGUGGACUGGCCAGGCAGACAUCCCAUUGCGGGAGCCAUUUUUGAAUAUAAGAGACCUUACAACAGACCAGAAAGCCUCAUAUCAGUUGGCCCUACCAAUGAGACACUUGUUAUCGAGAUACUGUUGCAAGGUUUGAACCCAGGUGUACUUUGGGAAUACACCUUAAAUAAAGCUGAUGAAGGAAGGAAUCAAAUAAAACACAAUUAUACCUGGGCCGUCAUACGCUCCAAGUGCUCAGCAUCAUGUGCCGGAGGCCAUAUGAACACCAAGCCAGCAUGUUACAAAGACAUGCGAUUCCAAGUGAAUACAUCAUACUGUAAUGCCAGAUCAAGACCAGCCACUGGAGUGAUACCCUGCAACAUUCAACCAUGCCCUGCCAGCUGGUCUGUAGGGGAAUGGGGGGCGUGCAGUCAAAGCUGCGGAGGAGGGGAGCAGACACGGCAGGUCCACUGUGUCCAAAGAAGCAGUCAGACCAAAGAAGACACCACUGCUGACUCUCACUGUUCUCAGCCAGCCCCAGCAAGGAGGCAGGCCUGCAGCACCCGCAGCUGUCCACCAGUUUGGAAAUUGGGGCCGUGGUCACAGUGUUCUCGCAAGUGUGGCAAUGGUUUGAGGAAGAGGACAGUGCUCUGCACAAGACCCAACACAGAUACACAGUCGCAGACACUGGCAGACAGUUUGUGCGCAGGCCUGCCCAAACCUGCAAGUCAAGAAUCUUGCUUCAUCAAACGUUGCCAGAAACAACGUAAAGUCCAGUGGUUUGUCUCAACGUGGCAAGAGUGUUCAGUAACAUGUGGUGGUGGCUAUCAAGCACGUUUCAUCAAGUGUGCAGAAAAGGACACAGCAGGCAAAUACAGAGAGCUUGCAGCUAAAAAGUGCCAUCAUAUCCCCAGACCCAUAGUUGAGCUGCAGCGGCACUGCAUCUUAGUAGAGUGUCCAGUUCGAACUACCCCAUCAGUUCAGCGAUGGAAUGUACAUCACUACACUCGUGCACCUCUACCACGACCAGAAUGGCACGCAUCACCUUGGUCUCAGUGUACAGUGACAUGUGGAGGUGGAGUGCAAGCAAGGAUGGUCCAGUGUCUUGUACAGGGGAAGCCUUUUUCUGGCUGUGCCCACCAUCUGAAACCCUCAAUGUCCCAGGCUUGCAAUACCAACUUCUGCCCGCAACCUGACAAAAAAGACCUGGCAUGCCGGGAUUACUUCAAUUGGUGUUAUUUGGUGCCCCAGCAUGGAGUGUGCAACCACAAAUUUUAUGGCAAACAGUGCUGUCAGUCCUGUUCCAGAUCAAACCUAUAAUCACAGAGGAGUGACUUUGUCUGUGACACAGACAGGAAGGUAGUUACGAAGUUAAAAUACUGUACUUGAUGCCCUUGCUUGACAAGUCGUGUUUGUGCAUUACGCAUGUGAAAAGCACUAAAAUACAAAGGACAUUUCAGUGGAAGUGCCAGAGAGCCUCGAUGGUUGUUACUCUCUCUGAGAUGCGGGACAUCCAAAUACAUGACCUUCAUGCUGAUAGUGCGGUACGGAAAUGUGAUCAAGAAGUUUGGAAGAACUAACAAACUGGGGAAGUUGAAAUGACUGACUUGUCCGAACCAAUUGAUCCCUGAAAAUUGCCAAGGAAACCACAACUCCCAGUCAAACAAAGGAGAGCUUCCAACAUAUGAUGCAUCUUUGUUGGCACUACAAUGCUUGAUGAUUUAGAAAUAAUGAAAAGGGACGCAGCAACAAAUUAAUUUUACUGUAAAACUUGAAGAAAAAUCCAAAAUGGAUUUUGCAAUAGCGUGAUCCUUUGUAUUGGCAAGGUUUUAAAAAAAGCAAUCCUUGAAUGAUUGAGUAUGCUCGGUCUUUACUCAGCGGUGCUACAGUGUUGUUUGUCACCACAUUGCAAUGUGACAUCCUCAAGUUUCAUGAUUGAACACAUGCAUUUUGUGACCCAUGUACAGUACUGUUUGUGUUAUUUAUUGGCUUUACAAUACAGCAUUGCUGGAAGACUGUAUUAAUAAGCAGUAUAACUGUGACCUUUUAUUACUCUAUGCUUAGCCCAUUUGUAUUUUGUAUUUUGUUUCAUAAAAGGCUGACAUGCCUCCAUUUAAAUUGAAAACAAAUUAUAUUUUUGGAGAAUAAAAAAAUGACUGACAACAGUGAUAGACAGUGAUAGAUGUGUUAAUAUGAACGGUAACCUUUUUUAUUACUUACUUUAUUACUUCAAAUCCCACAGUUCCAGGUAGAAAGUAAAGAACGUACUAUACCGUGAGAAUGCAUAUUACAGGCCCAGAAUUACUGUAUUAUACCAUGGCCAUGUUUUUGAAGAACUGACCGCUACUGGCUU
This is a messenger RNA of Dunckerocampus dactyliophorus (ringed pipefish), 5065 nucleotides long. Its product is annotated as A disintegrin and metalloproteinase with thrombospondin motifs 16. The coding region runs from base 160 to 4032 and encodes 1290 amino acids. Lineage: Eukaryota; Metazoa; Chordata; Actinopteri; Syngnathiformes; Syngnathidae. Gene Ontology annotation, cellular component: extracellular matrix. Gene Ontology annotation, biological process: extracellular matrix organization; proteolysis. The record is from RefSeq and is a predicted model, not a curated record. Gene Ontology annotation, molecular function: metalloendopeptidase activity. The transcript has 24 exons.